UUUAUUUUCUGCUUCUCGCAAUCCAAAUAAUCCCAAACACAUUCAGUGAUGUUAAGGUCUAGACUCUUUCUUUUUUGCCUAUGUUCGUUUUCUCUGUAACAGCUUCUUGGAAGCUACACGUCCUUUCAGACUCACAGCAUUGCGUUGUCUUUUCACAGUAGAAGGAUGGACAAAAACACUUGUGGAUUGUUUUCAGAAGCAAGAGUGUGGGUGGAUCUCUAAAAGGCGAAAACUUGGAAAAUGAAUAACUUGUACCCCAUUACCAUUUUGACUAGAAAUUACAAGUAAAGGGUGGUCUCUGAGUUUUGCACAGUACUGUACAUGAAGUGGUAUGAGACUUGUGGCUGGGUAGAUGUGCUACUGCCAGGUGGGAAGGUCCUUUUAUCCUGGCUGAUUCACAGUGGAUCACCCAUCUUGCUGAGGGCUGCAAUCCCACUCGCUUUUGGGGGGCUUCAAAUUAUCUUUCUGCCUGAGUUCUCCAUUGAUGCAGUGCCGAGUGGAAGCAGACUGCAUCCGGCUGUGUCCUGAACUAGGCCACUCAAUCCGGAAUCCCCUGGCACUUUCCUCCGCCGGGGUUCUGGCCAAAUUCACGGAAGGCUUCAGGCGAAAGCAUUCCAACCUAGCCAAACAAAAAUCAUUCCCAGCUUGUGAGCUGAGAGGAAUCAGCAGUAUUCAAAUCCCUGAGAGUAAUCCGGGGUUCUGUAUGUGAAUGACCUCAGGGUGGCUACGUCCUCAUGGGGUGAUGUAGUAGUUUUGCAUCAGGGCAAGUCAGAGGGCAGAGGGGAAGAGAGCUACACAAACACUUUACCUCAUUACUGGAUGCAGAUUCGUGGGUGGGUGUAUAGUUGGCAUGAACUUGGAGAUGGGAGUAUAAAUAUGGGCCUGGGCAGGGGCAUGAGCUGCACAUCCACAAGAGCCAUCAACCAUCAACCAUCAAGUCCACUUGGAGGAGAUAUAAUGGACAUAGCAAUCCAGAAACCCUGGUCCCGUCGGCCUUACUUUCCAGGUUUCUUCCCUUUCCGGAUCUUUGAUCAGCACUUCGGGGAGCAGUGGGACAGUGAAUUUUUCGCACCCUUCUAUGCCAUGUUCUACUAUCGGCCUUAUUUCUGGCGCUAUCCAAACUGGUGGGACGGUGGCAUGUCGGAGGUUAGAAUGGAUAGGGACCGCUUUAUAAUCAACCUGGAUGUGAAGCACUUCUCUCCUGAAGAGCUGUCAGUCAAGGUCAACGAUGAGUAUGUCGAGAUUCAUGGCAAACAUGAGGACCGACAGGACGAGCAUGGCUAUGUGGCGAGGGAGUUCUUUAGGAAGUAUAAGAUGCCAUCGGGAGUGGACCCUGGGGCCUUCACCUCCUGCCUGUCUUUCGAGGGAGUGAUGUGCAUCUCUGCUCCCCGGAACCUGCAGGACAUCCCUGAGCGCAGCAUCCCCAUCACCUGCGAAGAAAAGCCCGCUGCACCGAAGUAACUCGACCCAUGUGGAAGCUGCACCCCUCCCCUGCCUCCGCGCUCACACCUCCUCCCAUCAACCCACGAGACCAUGACCUACAGAAACAAACAUAGCCUGCACGCUUUCAAGUGCAACACCUGUGAACUGACCACAGUUUCAGUGUAACAGUCUUUAAAUCUAAAAUAUGGUUAAGCUAGAACUAAACCACAGUACAUCAGUGAAGAAACAUGCACUUUAGAUCAAUGCAAUGUCUCUCAGCUUUAUAACCAGCCUUAUAUAUUUAUAGUCUUCAGUCUGAGACUGCCUAUUUAAUCAUGCGGUGGUGAUGAAUGGUUAUGACCAUAGCCUUGAGAGCAGGCUGUAGAUGAAAAGGUGAAACGACAGAGCAUUUGAAGAAGCCUAUAAUGAUGCCAUGAUGUUGCAGUGAGAGAAAUCUGGCAAGUUCACUGUCCUAUUUGCUUGUACAAGACAGGUUUGACAUCAUUGUACCAUGUCAAUACUAAGUGAUAACUGGGACCCAAUAUAUGUUCCACGCUGUGAAUUACUAUAGUGUCAGAAAUGGUGUGGGGGUCUUUGUAUGCAUGUGACUUUGUAUGUCUAUUGGAGAUGAUGUUGGAAGAUGGCAUUCAGACACUUUCUGUAAGUCUAUGUUCUACGAAUAAGUCAGAUAAACUAUGGUCCGGGCUAGAGUAUUGGCCAAAUAACAAAAACAAGUUAGGUCUUCAGAAAAGGGUUAAACAAUAGGUCAUUUGACACCAGAAUGUGAGGGUUUUGAUGGAUUUGGACUACUGGGGGGCAGGGGGGUGACUGUUCAUCCCUUUUUUCUCUGCUGUCACACAAUCAUUAUUCUUUAGAUUCUCUAUUUUCCUUACCUCCAAAUGUGACAUUAGGACUUCUAUGUAACUGUCCCUGGCAUCAGUGGCAGUGGCUAACCACAGCAUGUCUUAUUAAAGGAACUGAAAUCUGAAAA
Molecule: messenger RNA, 2413 nt
Organism: Pygocentrus nattereri (red-bellied piranha)
Lineage: Eukaryota; Metazoa; Chordata; Actinopteri; Characiformes; Serrasalmidae
Gene: cryaba
Product: crystallin, alpha B, a
Exons: 3
Coding region: 820-1461 (213 amino acids)
Biological process (GO): response to heat; protein refolding
Molecular function (GO): structural constituent of eye lens; protein folding chaperone
Source: RefSeq, a predicted model, not a curated record